Molecule: messenger RNA, 5849 nt
Organism: Haplochromis burtoni (Burton's mouthbrooder)
Lineage: Eukaryota; Metazoa; Chordata; Actinopteri; Cichliformes; Cichlidae
Gene: ogdha
Product: oxoglutarate dehydrogenase a
Exons: 24
Coding region: 288-3419 (1043 amino acids)
Biological process (GO): tricarboxylic acid cycle
Cellular component (GO): oxoglutarate dehydrogenase complex; mitochondrion
Molecular function (GO): thiamine pyrophosphate binding; oxoglutarate dehydrogenase (succinyl-transferring) activity
Source: RefSeq, a predicted model, not a curated record
ACAGCGGGACCACGCCCCUUUCACUGUACGUGGUGACGUCAGCGCGAGCUCUGCUCCUGUGCUCAACACAUCGAGCUGUCAUCAUUUUACCGGGAGAAGCGAAGGGCAUCCGGGAUACCGACCGAGAGGGAGCCCAGCACUGUGCUUGGAGUGGACUGACGUGGACGUCUGACUGCUUCCUGUUGUGGCACUGACCUGCUUUUUUCUUCUGCGUCGUUGUGAGGUCGAGGACGUCCGGACUGUCGGACCGAAAGUCACCGCCGUGUGUGAUACUUUAAGGACUGCUCAUGCAUCGUUUAAGGACUUGUGCGGCGCGGUUGCGUCCGCUCACCGCCUCGCAGGCGGCUCAGACUGUCGGCCAACAGCGGCCAAUCACAGUCACCUCCACGGGUGGCAAAAGGACGUUUCAGCCAAUCAGGUGUUACACAGCACCGGUGGCCUCGGAGCCGUUCCUGAAUGGGACAAGCUCCAACUAUGUGGAGGAGAUGUACUACGCCUGGUUGGAAAAUCCCAAGAGUGUUCAUAAGUCGUGGGAUGUGUUUUUCCGGAACGCCAACGCUGGCGCUCCUCCCGGCGCCGCCUACCAGUCUCCUCUGGGGCUGUCUGCAGCGUCCAGCCUCGUCGCCCCCCAGCUCUCCUCUCUGGUCGGAGCUCAGCCCAACGUGGAGAAGCUGGUGGAGGAUCACCUGGCUGUGCAGUCGCUCAUCAGGGCCUACCAGAUCCGAGGGCACCACGUGGCCCAGUUGGACCCCCUCGGCAUCAUGGACGCCGAUCUGGAUUCGUGUGUCCCCACUGACAUUAUCACGUCCUCCGACAAGCUGGACGUGGCUGUGUUCAAGGAGAGGCUGCACAUUCUCACGGUCGGAGGCUUCUACGGUCUGGAGGAGUCGGACCUGGAAAAAGUGUUCCGGCUUCCCACCACCACCUUCAUCGGCGGCUCGGAGAGCGUGCUACCGCUGAAGGAGAUCAUCCGCCGGCUGGAGAUGGCGUACUGUCAGCACAUCGGGGUGGAGUUCAUGUUCAUCAACGACCUGGAUCAGUGUCAGUGGAUCAGGCAGAAGUUUGAGACUCCGGGCGUGAUGCAGUUCACUCUGGAGGAGAAGCGGACGCUGCUGGCCCGCAUGGUCCGCUCCACCAGGUUUGAGGAGUUCCUGCAGAAGAAGUGGUCUGCAGAGAAGCGCUUCGGCCUGGAGGGCUGCGAGUCUCUGAUCCCCGCCCUGAAGACCAUCAUCGACAAGUCGUCUGAGAACGGCGUGGAGAACGUCAUCAUGGGAAUGCCCCACAGGGGUCGUCUCAACGUCCUGGCCAACGUGAUCCGGAAAGAGCUGGAGCAGAUCUUCUGUCAGUUCGACUCCAAACUGGAAGCAGCUGAUGAGGGCUCCGGCGACGUGAAGUACCACCUGGGGAUGUACCAUCGCCGCAUCAACCGCGUGACGGACAGGAACAUCACGCUGUCUCUGGUAGCGAACCCGUCUCACCUGGAGGCCGUGGACCCCGUGGUUCAGGGAAAGACCAAAGCUGACCAGUUCUACUGCGGGGACACAGACGGGAAAAGAGUGAUGUCCAUCCUGCUGCACGGAGACGCCGCGUUCGCCGGUCAGGGCAUCGUCUAUGAGACCUUCCACCUGUCCGACCUGCCGUCCUACACCACGCACGGCACCGUGCACGUCGUGGUCAACAACCAGAUCGGCUUCACCACCGACCCUCGCAUGGCCCGCUCCUCGCCGUACCCCACAGACGUGGCUCGUGUCGUCAACGCUCCCAUCUUCCACGUGAACGCCGACGACCCCGAAGCCGUCAUCUACGUCUGCAAGGUGGCGGCUGAGUGGAGAGCCACCUUCCACAAAGAUGUCGUGGUCGACCUGGUGUGUUACCGUCGGAUGGGUCAUAACGAGAUGGACGAGCCGAUGUUCACUCAGCCGCUGAUGUACAAGCAGAUCAAGAAGCAGAAGCCGGUCCUGCAGAAAUACGCCGAGAAGCUGAUCGCAGAGGGAGCCGUGAGCCGGCAGGAGUAUGAGGAGGAGAUCGCCAAGUACGAUAAGAUCUGUGAGGAGGCGUACGCUCGCUCCAAGGACGAGAAGAUCCUGCACAUCAAGCACUGGCUGGACUCCCCGUGGCCCGGUUUUUUCACCCUGGACGGUCAACCAAAGUCGAUGAGCUGCCCCUCCACCGGCCUGACCGAAGACAACCUGAACCACAUCGGACAGGCGGCCUCGUCCGUCCCCGUGGAGGACUUCACCAUCCACGGAGGUCUGAGCCGAAUCCUGAAGGGCCGCGCCGAGAUGGUGAAGAACCGGAUGGUGGACUGGGCCCUGGGCGAGUACAUGGCCUUCGGAUCGCUGCUGAAAGAGGGGAUCCACAUCAGGCUGUCGGGGCAGGACGUGGAGCGCGGGACCUUCAGCCACCGUCACCACGUCCUCCACGACCAGAACGUGGACAAGAGGACCUGCAUCCCCAUGAACCACCUGUCCCCGGACCAGGCGCCGUACACCGUCUGCAACAGCUCGCUGUCAGAGUACGGCGUGCUCGGCUUCGAGCUGGGAUUCGCCAUGGCGAGCCCGAACGCUCUGAUCCUGUGGGAGGCUCAGUUUGGAGACUUCCAGAACACGGCGCAGUGCAUCAUCGACCAGUUCAUCUGCGCCGGGCAGGCCAAGUGGGUGAGGCAGAACGGCAUCGUGCUGCUGCUGCCGCACGGCAUGGAGGGCAUGGGUCCCGAACACUCGUCAGCUCGUCCCGAGAGAUUCCUCCAGAUGUGCAACGAUGACCCCGACGUCCUGCCGAACAUCACCGAGGACCUCGCCGUGCGUCAGCUCUACGACUGUAACUGGAUCGUGGUGAACUGCUCAACGCCUGCAAACUACUUCCACGUUCUCCGACGGCAGAUCCUGCUGCCCUUCAGGAAGCCCCUGAUCAUCUUCACUCCCAAGUCUCUGCUGCGUCACCCCGAGGCCCGAUCGAGCUUCGACGAGAUGCUGCCCGGAACUCACUUCCAGCGGCUGAUCCCGGAGGUGGGCGUGGCGGCCGAGCGUCCAGAGGCCGUGAAGCGGCUGAUCUUCUGCACAGGAAAGGUUUACUACGAGCUGACCAAAGAGCGGAAGAGCAGAGGCCUGGAGGACACGGUGGCCAUCAGCCGCAUUGAGCAGCUCUCCCCGUUCCCCUUCGACCAGGUGAAGGCGGAGACGGAGCGCUUCCCCAACGCCGACCUGGUCUGGUGUCAGGAGGAGCACAAGAACCAGGGUUACUAUGACUACGUGAAGCCUCGCAUCAGGACCACCACGCAGAAAGCCAAGCCCGUUUGGUAUGCUGGCAGAGACCCGGCAGCCGCUCCCGCCACAGGAAACAAAAACACUCACCUGAUCGAGCUGCGGCGCUUCCUGGACACGGCCUUCCACCUGGACGCGUUCAGAGACCAGCAGUGAUCACGUGACCUGCAGCACCUGGAAUCAGCCCUCACCCGUCUCGCCUCCAUUCACACUCACAACACACAGUCAGCCCUCUGUACGGCUGAGCACACCGCACAGCAGGAGGUCCAUUCAGAAAAUCACCGACCAGAACAUCACAGCGGGAGGCGGAGCCUCAGAUUCAAAUUUAAACUUUAUUCUCCUGGUUUGUGACGGACAGAAACAUUCCCGUAAUCAUCAAAGACGAAACGAGCUGCCGUUUUUCUCUCUGAGCUGUCUUUGUCCAUCAGACCUCACAUUAACGUCACCAUGACGCCGAGGGAAGCUAAAAUCAGACAGAUUCUCAAUGGACUUCUGAACUGACGUCCAACUAUUAGCACUUUGACGCAUUCACACAUAUACACAGUCAUCAUCUGAUCAGGUCUGAAACAUUUGAGACUAAACCAAUCAAAGUCUAAAAAUAGCAACAAUUUGGCAUAACAGCAGGUUUACGCCAAAUAAUCUGAGUGUUUAUUCUGAAUCAUAAAUAUGGUUAUGAUUUAAAAACUUUAUCAGUUUCUUGGACAAACACGGGCAGCAAAAAGCAGCAACGUUGGUCUUAAAUUAGAUAUAUUUUGAAUGAAGUCUGGUGCUGUUCACGUCUUCAGAUAGUAGCUGUUAGCAUUGUUAGCACUUCCUAUUUAAAAGCAAUGGGAGUCCAGCUAGCUGCAGAGAGCAGGUUUUUUUCACCUUUCAACAGGUGAGUUCGCUCAUUACGGAAAGGCUGAUGUGUUCAAUGAAAGUGAAAGUCACAGCAAACCGAUCUGCUCUCAAACAGCCGGUUCAGAAGUCCAUUAAGAAUGUGUUUUCAGCUUUUCCUCAGAGUCAGUGAUGCAUCCUGCUCGGCUGCUUCGGCAGCACCAAAUCAAGCUUAAAAAAAAAACCCGCAGAGGAAAACUGGAGCUUGUUAUUAACAUGUUGGUAUUAAAUUAGCCCACCUCGCUUUGCUGGCAGUGUCAGGGCUGAGGUCGCCUUCAGGCUCAGCUUCACCCAGCCACCGAGGCCGCUCAGCUUCAGCGUACUCUUCUCACCUGGGAUAAAGUUUCAGACUUUUUUAAACCUUUUUAAAUGUAUUUAAAGCAGGAGGGUCUGAAACAGGAAGACGAAGGAAGCAUCAUAACACUGAGUUCAGAGCGUUUCAGAGGUUUAACUCUGACGUAUUUGUUUGUGAACGUCUAAAAGAGUAAAAUCUGCUCUUAAACUAAAGUUUGAAGUGUGGAAGGCGUCAGAUUCAUACGCAGAGUUUGAGUUACAGAGUUGGACCUGAGAGAAAAAUAAACUGAACUACAGCAUGAAUAAUAAUAAUAUGCAUUCUUAAAUUAGAUGAAUUCUCAUUAGAGUCUGGUGCUGUUGUUCUGUUUUAGUGUGUGAACAGUUUAGCCGAUGAACACUGGUAGUUUACAGCUGUGUGAUUUAUUUAUUCUAAUAAAGUCCAACAGCAGGGAACACUGGGAAUUCAAACAACACAAGAAAGCACAUCUAAAAUUGGCAGAAUUUUGAAUGAAGUCUGGUGCAGUCUGACGAGCGGCUCAGAUUGCUUCUCAGUACCGUUUGUCUUAAAUUGGGUAAAUUUUGAAUGAAGUCUGGUGGGGUUGUUCAGGGUAUUUUGUUGCAGAGAUGUUUGGUGUGACCAGGCAAUGUCACGGCUCGAUAGCUGUCCUUCGUCAAACAGUUGCUGCAGAAGUUUCUAUUUCUGCAACUUUACAGGCAACAGCAACCUGCGUAUGGCAACAUGAAGGAAUGAUGCAGAUUUGCUUUAGAAAAGGUUCAUGUGGAGUUGAGCCUGAAUGACCUUUGACCCCACUGUCCACACGGUCACUCUCCAGCUGUGAUGACAGAACUCUCCAUCCUCGUCCUCAUCAUCAUCAGGACCCAGUCUUCUACUUCUUCUUCGCACAGAAAUCCUGAUGAGUUACAGAAAUGUUUUUUGUUCAUCUUUUUUUUUGCUUUUUAAAAUGCUCGUUAGCAUAAUUUGCGCCCCCUGCUGGGGGGCGGGCUAGCUGGGAGAAUCACUACAGACAGCAGGUGGUGGUUUUUACCUGUCAUCGGCAGGUGUGUCCGUGUGUAUUUAGAGGCAGCGCUUAACACUGAGAUUUUAUUGUCUUUUACUUUGAAGGGAUCUUUGGGGAAUGAGUCUGCGACACGAACUCAACCAAAAGCACUGCUGAUGAUUAAUUUAACCCCUCGCUUCUGGCCCCGCCCCCUCCUUUCCGGCGAGCGUUCAUCCCGUGCCAAAAUGGAUCGCAAGCGUCUCGUGUUUUUAGUGUGUUUGGCAUCCGGCGAGCGGCAAAACGGUCGGCCGCUGGUGGCGUUCUGCGAGACAAAGAAAAUGAUUUAUUUAUUUUCAUAAAGGGGAAGUUCUCUCAUUAUUUUGCUUCAUUCAAUAAAGAAAUCUGUAUGUACUGAGGA